This is a messenger RNA of Paramuricea clavata, 6369 nucleotides long. NCBI's taxonomy places the organism in Eukaryota, Metazoa, Cnidaria, Anthozoa, Malacalcyonacea, Plexauridae. The record is from the annotation of a GenBank genome assembly.
CUAAUUUACGCAUUUUCAAUAUUUUCUAUAAAAUACAGGAAGGCAUCUAAAAUGAAAUCAUGCUAUAACCAGUUAAUUAAUAAACUGGUUAUAUAAUAAUAUGUUUUGUCUUUCAGAUGUAUGAUAGACUGGAAGAAAGGCAAAAAUGUCACUGUAAAAGUGAUUAAGAAGAAACAAAAACAUAAAGGUAUAAGACUUGUAUGUGUCUUGUGUUAGAACUAUAUUAAUCCGUGCAAUGUUGAAAAAUUUCCUUGCAUGGCAUAAUUUUUAAUUGGAAUGAAAAGUAUAUAUAUAUAUUUAUAUAUAUAUGUACAGGUAACAGUAUGGUUUCGAGUGCAAUUUGGAGGAAAACAUGCACAUUUUUUCAAUCCGCACGAGAAAGCAUACUACUACUUAUUAAUAAUAUACAUGAAAAAAUUAACCCCAUCCAAUUUUUACAAAAAAACCCCGCCAGCCAUGCAUUGUUGUCACUCCCAAAAACUCCUAAAUGUUUGUUUUUUUGUAUUCUGCUGGAAAUUGCUGUACCGUAUUGGCUAUUUUUGUUAUUGUUUCAUAUUUUAUAGCCAAUCACAAAGCCUAAAUAGUCCAUGAAAUUUGCACUGUAUUUCUUUUGUUUUGCAUGCACUGUAUCUCAUUUUUUGGCAGUGUAUUUCGAAGAAAUUGCACUGCUCUUAGCGAAUCAGAAUUGGGAAAUUUUUCAUGUAUAUAUUAGUAUAUAUAUAAACAUUUCCAUCUACAAAAACCUUUCUAUCGAGCGAGAUGCCAAAAAUCCUGAUAUUUGUCCUGGCAUCUCCUUAAUAUAAUUACGUAAACGUAAUUAUAGCUCAACAAGGGGACAGUGUAGCUCGGGUUGGUAAACACACUGUACCGGAAUCGCAGGGCCUAUUCCUGCGUAAACCCUCGUGGUUCCAAUAAAUUGUAAAUAUCGUAAAUGUUGAAAUUGUUGUGUUAGAAUUCUAGAAAAAGGCUGGUUAUGAUUUCUGCGAUUGGAAUUGGUUCGUUUCUUGCGAUUUAAUGGCAACCAAGCUAAAGGGCCUAUAUACUAUAGUUGCAUUUUUGGCAGCUUCUCCUGCAUGGUUAGGUCUAAGAAUGUAUAAAACUUACACUCGAAAUGUUUUGCUAAAACCUUUCGACAGUUAGUAAGUUCUAUCCAGUGAGACUCCCAAGAUUCAGGUCUCUCCUGCUUUUUUUUUUAUAAACCGCGACACCUUCUUGUCAAACAUGUCGGAAAUUGAAUUUUUACAUGCACGGUCGACUACAUUUAUAUAUUUUCCUUUGUUUUCCGAGUAAAAAUAGAAGAAAUUGAAUGCUGCAUGUGUUUUGUUUGCGGUCAGUUUUUAAAAGACACAAUAUUUGACUGAAAAUAAAGCAAAGGCAUUUCACUUUUUGUCCCAUCGUUUCUGGCAAAGAUUGUUUUCUUUAGGAUUUCAUAUAUUUAAAUAUUACUUUUGCGCGAUAUUGCUUUUAAAAUUGUUUUAUCCGAUUUCAUAGGAAAAGGUCAAGCAAAGUAUGUAAAUAAGACCGUCAAGAAUGACUCUUUCUUCAAUUUUUUUGCUCCUCCUGAAGGUACAGUAAAGUGCGAUCAUCAUGCAUGCUUACUCAAUUUUGCUCCUUUGAACAUCCCGGGUCCUGGGUAUUUUCUCCUCUCACGUAUUUCGGAUGCCCUAUCGGCAAUCAAUCUACGUAACCUUCUGUUAACUGGACAGACGUCAUUUAUGUCUGUAUCAAGUUAAUGCGAAUAUGUGAACGGAAUUUUUUGGAAAGACACUUUGUAGUAAUGUAAUGAAGGACAAGUACAGUCAUACAUAACUCAUGAAUACACUGAUACAUAGGUGAAGUGAAGUACAAGCAUACGGCAUGUAGUGACUUUAGAGCGUACAUUCUAAGCCCUAAUUUUCCAUGGAAUCUGGACUGCUGCACCUCCCCUAAAUAUUUCCCCCUCCCCCAUCCAGCAUUUCCAAGCCACCACGAAAAUAUGUUGAUAAAUGUUACUUAUUUAUUUCAAUUUGUUUGUAUUGCAGUUCCAGAAGACGGUGAUAUGGUACGUAUUAGCGUUUUUGAUCCACAAAUGAAAGUUAUUCUAAUUACUUAUGCAGUACUUUUGUUUAGGAUGAAGAGACUGAGCAGCUACUUGAAGCAGACUUUGAAAUCGGUCAUUUCUUCAGAGAAAGACUGAUCCCCAAGGUAACGAAAUAAUUACAAUUGAAUGGAAACUAUUUUUCUUUCUGCUUUUCAAUACUCCGAAUAACAAGACAUUGUAUGCAUUAAUCCGUAUUCAUGAUCCGUAUUCAUGAAUCGCAUGAUUAAUCCUAAUCUUCUAUUUGGUAUUUGUAAUUUUAGGCAGUUUUAUUUUUCACUGGUGAAGCUAUGGAUGACGAGGUAUUAUAUGAAAAUAUUUUUUGACAUACAUUUGGUAUCAUACAUGUAGAUAUUUAGUAAUUCUAUAACUUUGGGAAUAUUGUUAUUAACAUAAACACUGGAAGCAUUUUCAGUUGAGAUUGUAUAGCACGUUAGUUUUCAUGCACUAUGUGGUUUCGGUUGUUCCUGUUGGGUUAAGAAAGGAUAUUUGAUACAAUACAAGCUUAUGUAUAUGUUUAUCCUUGUGUUUGGUUCGUCCUCAUAACGGGCGCAUACGUAUUGGAUUUUUGCUAAACAUGCAAUUGCAAUGUUUUGGCAGAUCGAAGUGUGCAUGCAUGCAGAACUUAAGCAAUUGAUUAGUACUUAAGUACAUAGUAGAUAAGACUUGUGGAUUUGAUGAAGAAACUAUGAAGAACCAAUUGCUUUGCUUUUACAUACAUGCGCCGCAUUGUACACUCAACAUGUUCUCUCUAUUGAAAUUUUGACAUACAUACUGUACCGUUUCGGCUUAAGUAACAUUUUGAUUAAUGUAAACAGCAAAUCCAGAGUGCUAAAAAUUGCUGUAAACACCCACGAGCAUGUUUCAGAACUGCAAAGUAAUGUAAAGUAAUAUAAUUUAUCCCAUAUCUUACACCUUCGUGUGCUUAAAUAUUAUUGGUGGUAUUAUAUUGUGGUCUAUUAAUAGCCAAAAAAGCAAUUGAGAGAUCAAUUGCGUAUUUUGUGUCAAUUGAAGAAUGUUAUCGACUCGUCAUUUACACCUGAGUCUCCCUCGCAGCCGCUCUUUGUGUCCAGAUUUCUCCCCACCAGCGGCUGCUCAGUCGAACACAACAUUCCGUUCCCUUUGUCUUACGUUAGCCAAUAAGAUUUAGCGACAUAAAUAUCUAAAUAAAUUUAGCGACAUAAAUAUCUUAAUAAGUCCAAGGUCAUUUUUCCGAAAUUUAGAAGCAUUUCUGUGAUUGGUUGUUUUCAGGAAAGGAAUGUGCUUGAGUGAGCAGCCGCUCGUGGGGAGAAACCUCAACACAAAGACCGGCUGCGAAAAAGACUAUUUGCACCUUGAAACAUAGUCAAAAAUAUUACCUCUAAAGAGCUCUAAUUUUCUCGAUCAGCAAGCGCCAUUUCCAGCAGAACCUCCCAUAUUGUUUGUGGACUCGGUUGAAACUCAUAAGUAGACACGAGCAGGCUGCUCCAUUUAGUGUUCGGAGUUUUCUGGUGUAUUUUCGGUAACACUAGUAGACUCGAACCGAAUGUGGUCACAUGACUGUUGUGAACUUCUGGCUGCCCCUACAUUUGCUUACAAUGUUUGAUUGGGAAACAUUUUGCGAUCUUGGUAAUGACAAACAUUUAGAUUUCGAAUGUCUACAAACUUUUUCACGACUGCUUUCUCACGACUGCCUUCGGCCAAUGCAAUAAUAAAUCUCGAGAUGGCCAACGGCUUGUUUGUGGUGCAACGGCUUGUUUGCAUAUUUGAUUUGGUGGUUAAGGAUGACUAGAUUGAAUAACAUAUACAGUACGUUUACUCUACCACCCAUUAGACCAAGAACAUUUAUUUUGUGUUUUCCAUCCACUGACAUUUCCUUUCUUUUGUUUUAGUUUGACGAGGAAGAGGAGGAAGAGGUUGGUAUUUAGAUAAAUUUCUAUUUUAAUUUCACUCUACGGGGUACAGAUUACUAUAUAUAACCCUUUCCUCAUGUUUUCAGAAAACAUUCAGAUAUAUACUACCCAACUCAAGUUUUGGGAUAGCUUGCUUGCCUACAGUUGCAAGUGUUGUGAGAAUGCUGCUAUGCGUGCAAUAGAUUGAAACAAAAGCAACCAAGAAAUUAAAUUUUGUACAAUAUAGGUGAAUAAAUUAGGUGAAUGAACUCUUUUUUAUCUGAUUAUGUGAUUAUUCUGACCAAUUAGGAGGAUGAUGAAGAUGAUGAGGAACAACUAGGAGAAGAUGGUGAAGAUGAAGAUCCAGAUUUUAAACCAUCUGAGGUCAGUAGUGCAUGUGAGUUCAACUCCAGUAGUUAUGUUACCUGUAUAGACCUUUUUCAUUAAAUCACAGUUAAUAGAAGAGAUUACAAUUGAUAAUAACAAUAUAACUCGUUAUCUAGUCAAAGUUUAUGCAAACAUGUACUCAUGUGCGCUUUGUAUUUUUGCUAAAUCCAGCAAUAGUAAUUUUUUAAUUACCCAAUUGUUCAAGUCACGGAUAGAUAACUUUCCUAAAACAUUGCUAUUGGUUGGUUGGGCAAACGUACAGUACACAAAUGACUACAAUAGAUAAUGAAUUGUAAUUCUAUUGAGUCUCCAAACCACUGAUGUGAGAACUAGGUAUGCGUAGAGUAUCUUGUUUAAUUCAGUCAGCCAAUUUUGAAACUAGAAUAUUUGUAAUGAGAUGAGAUUUUAAAGUCUGUCAAAAUCUCUGCAAAUCAGGUCGUGCAUAGGCUGUCGCGGUAUUUGAAAAAAAAAACGAAAACCGAUACCGGAAAAAAAUACCGAUAAUACCGAUAUAUCGGUAUUUUUUUGCGAUUGUAUUUUGCUUAAUUUUAUGCAAAAUUUGCUUAAUUUAAUGCAAAAUUUUCUGUUUUCAAAUGAUGCCAAACAGCCACGAUAUAACAGCUUUGACUCAUCGGGUGCGUGAUAUUUUCAAUGAAGUGUGAGGCCAGUGAUCAGUAGCCUGUGAAAUGUCCGCUUUAGAAAUUGAAAAUGCAUAGCAUUGAUUACCGCACUUGAUAAACCAUGUGUGAUAUUUUUGACCGGGAAAUUUGUUUCAAAACAUGUUAUUCGACUGCGAAUUUGAAACAAAGAUUGUCCUAUCUCACCAGAUAAACAAUGUGCAAUGGCAAUGAGGUUAGUUUUUGUUUUAACAAAACAUUUUGUAAUCCACCGUUGAUUAUUGUCUAAAAGUUCACUUUUUGACAAACGAAAUGACAUAUUAUGCACCUUGCAACGCCAACGUAAAAAACAAACACGUUUGUCGUUUUAGUUCUUGCUCUAACCUUAAUAAUUAUCGGUAUAUCGAUGUACCGCAACAGCCUAGUCGUGCAUUACCCUGCUUCCAGAGGCUCUUUGCGAGGCGAAAGAAACGAGAGGCGAGAAAGAAGAGCCUUUGGUCACAUCGGUUGCAAAUCCCACUUCCACACUUGAUUAGGUUCAGAACUUAAAUCUCGCAUGUGAUUGGUCAUUUGUAAAAGUAUGUCAAACCGGUUUGGAAAAUAAACAUUAUACUGUAAGCUAAUUAUAGUUAUAAUAGUUUAAACUACACCCAAACGUGGCAUCAUCUGCCCAACCGCAAAAUAUUCAACCCAACAAUACACGAGGCCUAAAGCAAAGUGAAAACUGUCAGGCUGGACAGCCACAGCACAUGUGCAAAAAUGUUCGCUCGAACGUGCUGGCAACUGACCGAAUGGAAAACGACCUUAUUGGCCAGUUUCUUUUAUGUGGGGCUAUGAGCCAACAUUUCAAACAGAAAAGAAAGAUUUAAUAUUGUGUUACACAACGUUUAACCGACCGUCCGAUAGUUGCUUGUGUUAGUCAUAGAACUGCAUGUCCGAAGGUGCCCUUUAUAUAGAAAUGGUUAAUUUUGUGAGGGGGUUUUUAACUAUAUUUUUCUGAUAACCUUUUGGAUAGUACAACCAUUCGUGUUUACUCGCAUGUUUUGUGAUGUAGAAUACAGAGAUCCAGUGGAGUUGAAAUCGUGGUUGCAAUUCUGAAAAAAUUGUUUUUGGCUUUUUUUCAGGAAAAUCCUCCCGAGUGCAAACAGCAGUGAAAAAGAAUUAUAUACCGCUUUAGCCAGCGAACUCUAGGCAUGGUUAUGUCGUGUACUUUAUGUAUUUUUCAAUUAUAUAUUUAUGAAUUUUGUAGUAUACUGGUGGCAAAAACAGAUAUUAUAUUUUUGCUACGUAGGCCAAUAGUAAUUUUUAACCAUCUGUCCGUUACUUGAGCUAUCGGGUGAUUUGCAUAAAACUGUACUUAACGCUUUAUACACUUUAUACAGGGUGUAUAAAAAGUUCGCCAUUGUACAAUGGUCUU